GUGUCUCUUAUGUGAAGCACACACUCAGCUGCAGUCAAGUUUAGCAGCUCAAGUCUGCUGAAAACGACGAGUUUGGAUUUACACAAGUUAAUAAGGCCCUACAUUUGAUUCUCUGUGUGUAAAAAAGAAGAUAAAGUGUAUUAGGCGAUGUAAACAAACUAACGUUAGUCCGAGAAGAAUCGAUUCUGGCAAAAGAGACAUGUCUGGAUGAAGAAGAGAGAGAGAGUUUAUCGCCAAUAAACUGCAGGUUUCUGUAAUGACUGGUUAAUGUGUGUACAAUGGAGUCGAAGGCACAGGUUUUAUAUGAUUUCGCGGCAGAGCCUGGGAAUAAUGAGUUGUCGGUUCGAGAGGGUGAGACAAUCACAAUAACCAAUCAGAACAUUGGUGGAGGAUGGAUUGAGGCAAGAAACUCCAGGGGAGAAGUCGGAUUGGUACCAGAGGACUAUAUAGAGAUUAACCAGGCUCAGCCUUUAACCUCUGGAGGAAAUGCAGCCCCUCUCGAUCUCUCAUUUUUUGACAGUCACGUGCCGACCCCGGCCAGCACCGCACAGACGAGUAACGGCAAUGACCCGUGGGCAGUGUUUGACAAUAAUGCCUCUGGGGGGUUUUCUAAUAACUGGGCAGCUCAGCCGGAGGGCACAGAGACGGGGAAAACCAGUAACAACAAUGCAUGGCAAUCUGGGGGACAAGGGCAUCCACAGGCCUACCAGGGUCCAGGUGCAGAAGAUGAUGAGUGGGACGAGGAGUGGGAUGACAUGAAGUCAUCAGGCGGCUAUGCUGAGUCUGAGGCCGGAGAGGGCGGGGCUAUGAAUAGAGGCGGAGCUCACGGUUCAUCCAUGAAAAUUGCCCUUAACAAGUUUCCAGGCUUCUCUAAAUCCGGCCCUGAAUUGUACCUGCUGUCCAAGCAGCAAACCAAAGGAAACAAGUUGUCUGUUUAUAGCGGGGAAGUCGGUCCAGUUUGGGCGUAUCCAGACUACCAACUAGACUGUGUUGUCGCUGAUCCUAAAAAGGGCUCCAAAAUGUAUGGCCUCAAGAGUUACAUUGAAUACCAAGUCAUCCCCACCACCACAAACAAGCCCGUCAAUCACAGAUACAAGCACUUCGAUUGGUUAUAUGAAAGGCUUUUGGAUAAAUUUGGGUCAGCGAUUCCAAUUCCCUGCCUGCCUGAUAAACAGGUGACAGGUCGAUUUGAGGAAGAGUUUAUAAAAAUGCGAAUGGAGAGGCUUCAGGGUUGGAUGUCUCGAAUGUGCCGGCAUCCGGUGGUCUCCAGCAGUGAAGUCUUCCAGCUUUUUCUGUCCUACAAAGAUGAAAAGGACUGGAAAACUGGUAAGAGAAAAGCAGAAAAAGACGAGACCGUCGGAGUCAUGAUUUUCUCAACAAUAGAGCCUGAAGGACUGCCAGACAUGGACCUGAUUGAAGUAGAGCAGAAAUGUGAGCAGUUCAGCCGCUUUACCAAGGCAAUGGACGACGGUGUGAAAGACUUGCUGACUGUAGGAAAUGAACAUUGGAAGCGCUGCACAGGCCCACUUCCCAAAGAAUAUCAACGAAUUGGCAAAGCUUUCCAGAACCUUUCCUCAGUGUUCACCACAAGUGGAUAUGAAGGAGAAGGAACACUCACCGAUGCAAUGACUGCGGCAGGAAAAACCUAUGAAGAGAUCGCUCAGAUGGUUGCAGAGCAGCCAAAGAAAGACCUUCAUUUCCUGAUGGAAACUAACAAUGAGUACAAAGGACUGCUGGGAUGCUUUCCUGACACUAUUGGAGUUCACAAGGCUGCUAUAGAAAAGGUAAAGGAAGCAGAUAAACUUGUGACCGCUGGUAAAAUCACCGCCUCAGACAAGACCACCAUGGGCAAACGUGCCAGCACCAUGUCAUACGCUCUACAAGCCGAAAUGAACCACUUCCACAACAAUCGCAUCUAUGACUACAACAGAGUGAUGCAGCAGUAUCUGGAGCAGCAAGUCAAAUUCUACGAGAUGAUUGCAGAGAAGCUGCGGCAAGCUCACAGUCAGUUCACUACUAUGUAAUGCUGAAUCGUCUGCCCAGAAGCUGCCUCAUUUCUCUCUUCCUCUUACAUGAUUAUUCACUCUUUCUAUUCCUGUUAUCUGUGUCAUGAUGUCAGUGCCAUACAAAUGCCAGGCCAAAGAUAAUCCAGCGCCCUGUGUGCAGACUGGCCCACCUCCGGUGUUUUAAAAACAAAAAGCAGCUACAGAUUGUCUAAAAACAAGAAAUGAAUCUGAUUAUAAGAGGGCUAUAAUUAUUCUAAUCCUCAAGGUGUUGAUUUUGAUGAUCCACAUCUGUUAUUAAGACCCUCACUUAUGUAGAACUUUUAUAUAAUGAUCUAAACGUAUAGCGGAUUGUUUGAACUCAUUGGCCAACCGAGUUUCAUCGUGCCUUCUUUUGUGUAGAGCUGGCAAAACAACAACAUGCUUUUUUUUUUAUCCUGUGCACUUUACUGUGGCCUUUCAGAUGCAUCAUUCUGUUUGUGUUUGGCAACCGCAAUGUCCUUCAUCAGAGGAUUUUGCGGAUGAAACAGGAGGGCUGGUCCUUUUUCCCCCAGAAGAGACAUUCAGAUGUUAUUUUUCUCGCUCCCCAAAGCCAGAUUACAGACAUGCUUCCACCUCAGUGCAAUUAUCAGCAAUUUCCUAUCCUGUAAAAGUGAAUUAUACGUAUAGAUGCAUGUUUUCCAGUUGUUCGUAUAUAUAUUUUUUAUGUAAAGCAGUGUUUGCAAGUCUUUUGCACACAGAAUGACAAUUAAGAUUGAGAUUAUGAUUUAAUAAAUACUGAUUUGUAUACCAUGCAA
This is a messenger RNA of Danio rerio (zebrafish), 2800 nucleotides long. RefSeq names its product sorting nexin 9b (gene snx9b). Gene Ontology annotation, molecular function: phosphatidylinositol binding. Lineage: Eukaryota; Metazoa; Chordata; Actinopteri; Cypriniformes; Danionidae. Gene Ontology annotation, biological process: mitotic cell cycle; mitotic cytokinesis; endocytosis. The record is from RefSeq and is marked provisional. Gene Ontology annotation, cellular component: cytoplasmic vesicle membrane.